UGACAAUGGUAUGGGUUAAUGAAUUGUUGUGUUUGUGCAAAUUGGCUUAGUCUCUUAGCAAUUAUCAUAGACUGGAAAUGACCUUCCUUUCAAGUUUUCAUCCAUCAUAAUGUAUGAAAUUUAUCUAAAUUAGGCGUCUAUAUGUUGUGGUCUACACUUUACAUAUACAAAUAUACACUAUAUGAGCAAUAUUGAGCUUUAUAUUUUAUGAGUCUAAAAGGGAUGAACAUUAACUAUUGAGUGGUUAUGCAAAGUAUUAAGUAUGUGUAUAUAAUAUAUGUUAGAUAUAUGACUAAUUACUUAACUGGUUAAUUUGGUUUGACUGGUUAGGAGUGUUUGAAACCAAACCAAACCACCUAAACCAAAUAAGCUAAAAACUUUAACAAAAUCAAACCAAUUAUCUAAAUUAACCAAACCAAAUUAUCCAAAUAGUACCGGUUAAAACGAUUACCACGGUAACCAAACCGUUUGAACACCCCUACUUCCUCUGGCCCUCUCCUGAUCGUGACCUUCCUUUAGCUUUUAGUUGUUUUUUUUUUUUUCCUUUUUCUUUACCAAGAUAUCUUCACUGCUAUGUAUCUUGAUUCCUCCAUACUCCAUUUCCUGUUCUUGAGAGAAGAGAUCGUAUAGAGCCAUAGCCAGGGCGCCUGAAAGUGAGGAGUAGCCGGCGACCAAGAAUUUCAGAGGUUUUGAAGAAUCGGUUAGUUUCCUCUUUCUAUGAGUCACCGCAGAGAUAUCUAGAGAAUGUUUUUCCAAACGUACGUAAAACCCAAUUAAGCUUUACUUUAUAGUAAUCAUCUUUUGACUAUGCAGAUUUAGACUACAUUUCUUCUUGUUGUUGUGGUGGGUGUAAGGUUGAGCAGCUCUAGCACCGACUAAGCCAAACCACGCCACCCUUUCUUCCUCUCUAUUUCUCUUCCCACUCUGUUCCGAUCUUCUCGUAAUCCAUUGAGAGUGUUGACAGAUUUGAUGGUUGAUAUUAUUGACAAAUCUUUAAUCGUUCAUGUCAUCGCUUAGUCAACAUUAAUACACUUCGAAAAUUCCUAUUUCAUAUAUUCUCUAAUUUUAAAUUUUAUUACAUAUUAAAUUAAAAAAAUUUAUUUCUCUAAUAACUAUUAGUUCCCAUUCAGACAAGAAUGGGUGUUGUAAUUGUACCUUUGUUUCACAAUCGCACUGCAACCACAACAACAAAACCGUAAUGUUGUUAUGUUUGUCCAUAUGGUUAGGACUUAGGACCUUGAUGACAAGGUUGGUUUUGUCUAUGUAGUACUUUUGAAAGUGUUAUGAAUUUCAUCUACAUACUGAUCAUAUAGCAAUGGAAUGACUUUGAUUCUGUGAUGUAGCUUAUGCACAACGGACAGUAGUGUAAGAAAAGAAAACAUCAUGCUGCGUAGCAGAGUAGGGGCGGGAAGGAGGCAGCAGGUUCAAGUUGGAUCGCCAUGGGGAGAUUUGUGUGCGGAUAUCUUAAGCUCCAUAUACGAAAAGCUGCCUCCGAACCCAGGAGCUGCCGCUUGCAAUUCAGAUCAGUAUGUAAAAACUGGCGUCAAAUAUCUCAUCGCCACGCCGGGAAAUCCCCUGCUUCUUGGGCUCCCCUGAAGCCAGCAAUGUCGGCAGAAAUCCCCGGCAAGAUCCGCGAAGAAUUGAGCUGCGCCUGUAUUCGAUAUUGCUGGCCUGGGAGUGGGUGGUUGCUUCUGUCAAUUAGCGGUGUUGGAAUCAUGGGGCUUUUCAAUCCUUUUUUGCAUUGGCCUACUAGCUUCGUUCGGCUUCCUGCUCUGCCUCACUCUGUUUCACAGCCACCGUCAAAAGCCGCCUUCUCUGCCCCACCGACCGAUCCUGACUGGACCAUCUUCAUCGUGCGGGACAGCUGCAGCUUCAGCACGUUCCGUCGCGGCGAGCUGCGGUGGAGCGAUUACACUUGCAGAGGCAAGGGGAACCGCCGAUAUUGCGAUGGGAUCGGGUACAGGGAAGGGAGCUUCUUUUGCUUGUUCGAUACGGGAGAUGUUUUGAUCUUUGGAGUUGGCGCCGGUCGGCGGAUGGGAGCGAUGCUGGUGGCUGUAGCUGCUCCUCCGGCGAUGGUGAUGCUGGUGAGGCAGAAUCGUUUGCGUGUUGUUGCAGCGGUGGCGGGAUCGGAUGGGGAAUUUCUGGUGAUGAGUUGGGGCAGAGGAGGCGGCGGCAGCGGGAUCCGGUUGCUGCACGUGGAGAGGAAAACAAGGGAACAGUUGCAGGAUGGGCGCGGGUGGGGAUCAGACAUUUUAGUGAAGGAGUGGGCGAGCUUGAUUGUUGAGGAAACGAGCUUGCCUCCAAUGGUUGCCGAUGUUCUUGAUCUUUGCCCAUGGUUUUUAGCUUUCUACAUUGUUUUGUUCUUCCUUUCCCUUCACCUUUUCUUCAUGUGGGGGCGAAAUUAUUGACGCGAACAAAAUUUGCACUCACCAAAUUUCCAAGGAUUGAACUCGUCAAAAUUUGCACUAUUUCCUUAGGCAUGUCACAUGUGCCUCUCAAGUCUGGAACAAAGAGUCUAGGACAAGAAACUAUUACUCAAAAUGGUUCAAUACUUCAAACUAUGAGAAUUCUGGAAAUAAUGAAGUGAAAAUCUUGAUUUCACGUACAAUUGAAAACUCAAGUAACAUCGAAAUUGUAGAUUAAAAUAGUAUGAUUUUAAGGUUUAUCCAAAAAUUAAUAACUUAAAAACCAAAUAGUAAUAAAUUUUAUGAAUAAUC
Linum trigynum is the source of this 2717-nucleotide messenger RNA. The record is from the annotation of a GenBank genome assembly. Lineage: Eukaryota; Viridiplantae; Streptophyta; Magnoliopsida; Malpighiales; Linaceae.